AUUAGGUCAUUUCAAGGCAAUCGACCAAAAUGAGAGUAUUCGCUGUUACGCUGCUCGCUCUUCUGGCGGUCAGCGCUCAUGCCGGCAAGCUGACCGAUAGCCUGGUCAAGGUUGUUCCCAGCUUUGCCACUGGUUACGUAGUCAACGGCAUCGAGGCCAAACCCCACCAGGCGCCCUUCAUUGUCUCACUGUCUAACAACUUCACUCAUCAUUCGCACAGCUGCGGAGGAACUAUCGUCAACAAGAACUGGAUUCUCACAGCAGCGCACUGCAUCUCCAACCCAGUUGGUAUGAGUGCCAUUGCCGGACUGCACGCGCGUGCCGUAGUGGAUGAGCGAACUCAGCAGCGACUGGUUGACUUUGGUCGCAUUCACGAUAGCUUCGAAGGGGCCGUGGGCCCCUUUGAUAUCGCGCUCCUUCACGUCAGCGAACCCUUCGAGUUCAACGAGUGGGUCAGCCCCGCUGUCCUGCCCAGCCCUGGGGAAAUCCACGAGGGUGAGACCCAUCUGUACGGUUGGGGACAGCCAAAGUCCUAUAUAUUCACGGCAUCUAAGACUCUGCAAACGAUCACCACCAACAUUAUCAACUACGAUGAGUGCAAGAAAUUAUUGCCCCGCGAUUCUAAGCUGGUUUCAACCAACAUUUGCUCCGACUCCCUGUGGCAGAGCAAAGCUGCCUGCAAUGGCGACUCCGGCGGCCCCCUGGUCGUCGAGCACAAGGAUGCUCCCUCUGAGCUGAUUGGAGUUGUCUCCUGGGGCUACAUUCCCUGCGGCGCAGCCAACUACCCUUCAGUCUACACUCGGGUCUCCGCCUUCAUUGGUUGGAUCACCAAGACCCAGAGCGCCUACUACUUAAGUAAAUUGUAGUUUCAAUAAAAGUGAAAUCAUUUUGAACUGGACAA
Messenger RNA from Drosophila navojoa, 901 nucleotides. Its product is annotated as lectizyme. Gene Ontology annotation, molecular function: serine-type endopeptidase activity. The record is from RefSeq and is a predicted model, not a curated record. Gene Ontology annotation, biological process: proteolysis. NCBI's taxonomy places the organism in Eukaryota, Metazoa, Arthropoda, Insecta, Diptera, Drosophilidae.